This is a messenger RNA of Oncorhynchus masou masou (cherry salmon), 1662 nucleotides long. RefSeq names its product rhodopsin kinase grk7a-like. Bases 1 to 1662 code for a protein of 553 amino acids. The transcript has 4 exons. Gene Ontology annotation, molecular function: rhodopsin kinase activity; ATP binding. Lineage: Eukaryota; Metazoa; Chordata; Actinopteri; Salmoniformes; Salmonidae. The record is from RefSeq and is a predicted model, not a curated record. Gene Ontology annotation, cellular component: cytoplasm. Gene Ontology annotation, biological process: protein phosphorylation; signal transduction; regulation of signal transduction.
AUGUGUGACAUGGGGGGAUUGGAUAACCUUGUGGCCAACACGGCCUACCUGAAAGCCCAGGGUGGCGACGACAAGGAGAUGAAAAAGCGUCGUCGAAGUCUGUCACUACCUAAGGCCGAGCUGUGUGUCGCCAUCAGGGAAACUGUGGAUAAGAACUUUGAGUCGCUCUGCGAGAGGCAGCCGAUCGGCAAGAAGUUUUUCCGGCAGUUCCUGGCUGCUACCCCAGAGUACAUCAAUGCCGCUGAGUUCCUGGAUGAGCUGAAUGACUGGGAUCUGGCGGAAGGCGCUGACAAGGACAAGCAGAGGACAAACAUGAUAAACAAGUUCUGCAAGGACGCCUCCAAGAACUUCCUGACCUACCUCACUGCGGAGAUAGCCGACAAGUGCAAGGCAGUGACGGACAAUGACUUUGAUGAAGUGAUCAAUGUUAAGGUGAAGGAAGCCACACGGGAGUUUCUGAAAGGCAAACCCUUCUCGGAUUACCAAACUAGCCCCUUCUUUGACAAAUUUCUGCAGUGGAAGGAGUACGAGAAGCAGCCCAUCAGUGAUAAAACCUUCUACGAGUUCAGAACUCUGGGCAAGGGAGGUUUCGGAGAGGUAUGUGCCGUACAGGUGAAAAACACAGGCCAGAUGUACGCCUCCAAGAAACUGUGCAAGAAACGCCUGAAGAAGAAACAUGGUGAGAAGAUGGCCCUGCUGGAGAAGCAGAUCCUGGAAAAGGUCAACAGCCUGUUCCUUGUCAACCUGGCCUACGCCUACGACACCAAGACCCACCUGUGCCUUGUCAUGACUCUGAUGAAUGGCGGUGACCUCAGGUACCACAUCUAUUACGUCAGUGAGAAGACCAAGGGUAUCGAGAUGCCACGUAUCAUCUACUACACAGCACAGAUCUGCACAGGCAUCCUUCAUCUGCAUGAAAUGGAUAUCAUAUACCGUGACAUGAAGCCAGAGAACGUGCUGCUGGACAGCUUUGGCCAGUGCCGACUCUCUGAUCUGGGUUUGGCCGUGGAGCUGCCUGCCGGAAAGACCAUCUCCCAGAAGGCUGGAACCGGAGCAUACAUGGCCCCUGAGAUCUUACAGGAUGUUCCCUAUAGGACGUCCGUGGACUGGUGGGCCCUGGGCUGCAGCAUCUACGAGAUGGUGGCCGCCUACACCCCUUUCAAGGGUCCCGAAUCCGGGAAGCAGAAGGUGGAGAAGGAGGAGGUGCAGCGUCGCAUCAUCAAUGAUGAACCCCCAUGGGAGCACAAGAACUUUGACGCGCCCACCAAGGCCAUCAUCCAGGAGUUCCUUAAGAAGAAGACUGAUGAACGCCUGGGCUGCAAGGGAGGAGGCGAGGAUCCCCGAAAACACGAGUGGUUCAAGGCCAUCAACUUCCCUCGUCUGGAGGCUGGUCUGAUCGACCCCCCUUGGGUGCCCAAGCCCAACGUGGUGUACGCCAAGGACACUGGCGACAUUGCUGAGUUCUCUGAGAUCAAGGGCAUUGUGUUCGAUGCCAACGAUGAGAAGUUCUUCAAGGAGAUUGGCACUGGAGCCGUGGCCAUUCCAUGGCAACAGGAGAUGAUAGAAACGGGACUGUUUGACGAGCUCAAUGACCCCAACAGGAAAGAGUCCGCUGGGGGGGGUGACGACGAGGGAAAGUCUGGCACGUGCACACUGCUGUGA